AUGUUGAAAGAAAUGAUGCGCGAAAAGGAAGCCAAAGGUGACAAGAGAAAAAGAAGAAGAAAAAGAAAAAGGCGGAUGACAUUGAAAAACCGAAAAAGCAGAAGAAGAAAAGGAAAUCUCGUGAGCUAUCAGAGAAAGACGUCUCAGCAAAAGGUUCUCCAAAAAGGAAGACUUCUCAUUCACAGCGAGAAAAAGAGUCGUGACUCGUUUGUGGAUGUUUCUCAAGCCGACAAUAGAAAGUCUCAAGAAAGUGAUGAUCACAAGCUUGGAAAAGCGUGUUCAUCGAAAGAAACGGAGAAGGAGAAAGAGCGGAUGCGGACGUUUGACUCUCAUAUACCUGAACAUCUCCGACCAAAGGCUGCUACCACAGACAGUGAAGAAGAUAUUGAGGACAGAUUCGAUCGUGAGGAACGCGAGCGUAAAAAGCGUUUCGAAGGUUUCGGCCUUGUUGGGGUAAUAAGAAAGGACGAAGAAGGUGGGCCUGCUGAAAAUCCAUACGAGCUGUCGAGGAAGCCUGCUGUUCCUGUUUAUAAGAAACCUGAACAUCGUCGUCCACUUACUGAGGAGGAAAAGCAAGCGAAGCUGCGGGAGAUGGCUGAAAAUGCGGCAUGGCGAGAAGCCGCACGUAGUUCUAAUUUAAAACGUGCUCGUUUGACUGACGAGAAGGAAGAAGAAGAAGACAUGAAAGACAAAGCGCCCAGCUUCAUUAGGAGCCAGCUGAAUAGUGCUGCGAGUGAUCUCACAGUUGAGCAGCGCUUGCAAAGCAACAAGAAAUCUCUUCAACGUUCUCAUGGAUUUAUGGAGAAAAAAUUCACCUCGAAAUGA
This is a messenger RNA of Ostertagia ostertagi, 825 nucleotides long. Lineage: Eukaryota; Metazoa; Nematoda; Chromadorea; Rhabditida; Trichostrongylidae. The record is from the annotation of a GenBank genome assembly.